This is a messenger RNA of Loa loa (African eye worm), 384 nucleotides long. RefSeq lists its product as hypothetical. Lineage: Eukaryota; Metazoa; Nematoda; Chromadorea; Rhabditida; Onchocercidae. Bases 1 to 384 code for a protein of 127 amino acids. The record is from RefSeq and is a predicted model, not a curated record. The transcript has 3 exons.
AUGGAGCGAUCAUUUCCUAUCCUUGUGUUAAUUUACUCAGACUCUAUAAUUGAUUUGACUGCCAAAAGCAGACACUGGGCUUCCUUGUUGGUAGCAGAACAUGAAAUUAAAUCAAAUAUCAACAAAUUCUUAACAUUCCCCAUGUCCUUGUACUGCUUUCCCUUAUGGUUUGCUACGAAUAUUUGGCAUAAAGUAGAACGGGUCAAGGUCACCGCCUACGUUUUAUACAAAUCCGUUCAUCGUCGUAAUGAUUCAGUUAAAGAAGAUUGCGGCAAUGUAUCGUUGUUGCAAUUAAUAAAGACUGACGAUUUUCUUGGAUUAUUUUAUGACCAGAAGCUCAAUUCUCUUCCGACAGUAACAAGCCGGUUUAUCAUCAGAGGUUAA